Argiope bruennichi is the source of this 678-nucleotide messenger RNA. RefSeq lists its product as uncharacterized. The transcript has 3 exons. The record is from RefSeq and is a predicted model, not a curated record. Lineage: Eukaryota; Metazoa; Arthropoda; Arachnida; Araneae; Araneidae. Bases 1 to 678 code for a protein of 225 amino acids.
AUGACUAGCGAGCAUAAAGAUGUUUCGCUAACGACUAAUCCUUCAACAAAUGACGAUUCCAGUCCUGUCGUUGCUAGAGUGUCGUUCAAGGCACCACCAUUUUGGAAACAGAAUCCCAAAUUAUAUUUUGUACAGAUUGAAAGCCAGUUCACCAUUGCUGGAAUUACAAAAGACGAAACCAAGUACCAUCAUGUUGUGGCUGCCAUUGAAACAGAUGUGAUAGCACAAGUCAGUGACAUAAUUUUGAACCUAAAUGAGGAACUAAUGUAUGAAGCUUUAAAGGAGCGCCUGAUUGAGCAAUUUGCAGAUUCAGAGACUCACCUUCUUAAAUUGCUUCUACAAGAGCUGCAACUUGGGGACGAUCGACCUUCUGAAGACCUUCUGAAAAAUUUAUGGUUACAACGCUUGCCCACAGCUGUACAGCAAUUCCUAGCUGUCAGCACCGGUGAUUUAGAUGCUCUUGCAAAGAUGGCAGACCAGGUCUUGGAAGUUACUGACUCGUCAUCCAUCCACUUGUUCGAAGGCCCGAAUAGCGGAUGCAAGGACUGCCACACACUUCGAAGCCAUUCUAGUUCACGAAGAUUCAACCCCAGUGAUGGAAUUUGUUGGUUUCAUCAUAAAUUUGGAAGCACGGCCAGAAAUUGCAAAACACCUUGCAAUUACAAUCAGGAACACUAG